Molecule: messenger RNA, 2326 nt
Organism: Xenopus laevis (African clawed frog)
Lineage: Eukaryota; Metazoa; Chordata; Amphibia; Anura; Pipidae
Gene: btbd18.L
Exons: 3
Coding region: 139-1911 (590 amino acids)
Source: RefSeq, a predicted model, not a curated record
UUGCCUCAGGAGCUCUUUGAAUGCAUCCGAUGGGCUCUAGGACCGCUCCUCCGUCCUAUCUCCCACGUGGCUCUGCCCCUCCCACUCCUCUCACGCUGCUGCUGCUGCCGUGCUGUGUAAGUGUCCCUGCAGCCCAUCAUGGAGUACUCUGUGCUUAUAAUGGCUUCCACUCUCCAUCUCAGAUAUUGGAACCCACGUCUCCUACGUACAAUGUUUCUUCAGCUCCAGAGGCAACAAAAUACUGGUUAUUUCUGUGAUGUCACUCUAAAGGGUGAAGGUGAGGGACUCAGCGUUCAUGCCUGUCUUCUUGCAGCAUGCAGUCCAUAUCUUGCCAAAUUACUUACAUCUGCUUCUGAGGCAUCACAGCUUGAUACUGAUUCUCCAAUUCAAACUGGCUCCACUGGACACAUUCUCACUGUACCAGGGAUUCCUAGCCAUUAUCUAUUACCUUUGGUCCAUUACAUGUACACAUCAGAGUUAGAAGUCACUCCAACAAAUGUACAUGGGGUACUAGAAGCAGCACGAAGACUACAGAUACCAGAGCUAGAAGAGUUGCGUUUGGAAGGAGGAAGACUUGUGAGGCCAGAAUUAUCCAGGAAACUAAACAGAGACUGUUUUAGUAGUUUAAUACUACCACAUGCCUCAGAGACAGGUAAUGGUAAAGAAAUAUUCACAAAGGGGAAAGGGGCCAAUAUAGGAUCAAGAGGUAAAAGGGGAGCAUGUAGCUCACUGCCAGGAUUGAUUAAAAAAACAUUGUUUGAAAUAAAGAACCCUAUUGAAGAGCCUGCGCCUUCUACAGCACAGACAUAUUUUCAGUCAAGAGAAAACUAUGAAUGUGCAUUUCAAGAUUCUGGUACAAAAGUCAAUGUCGGUGCAAUAGACCAAGAUACAUUGAUAACUCAGCUUUCUCCAGACAGUCCAUUAAUUAUGCUGAAUUCUCAUCAAAAAAGGGAAAUACUGAUAAGUGAACAUGGGGCUGACCCUGUCCCAAACAGGAAGAGAGAUAUUCAAGAUGACAAAAUGUUUAAAGAAGACAAAGAGAGAAAAGAAGCUGGAGAGCAAGCAACAAAAGAUACUAAUACAAACAUUAGACAACUGAGCAGAAUAAUAAAGCUAGACCGAGGAGAAAAGCAAGACAUGCCAUUAAUGGAUGAAAAUAUGGAAAAGGGUUUUAAAAAUAGACAAAGCAGCAUCAUGAAUUCAAGCUUAACCAUUCAAGAUUCUGUGCUUAAACAAGCAUGUCAAAAUAAAACCAGUUUAUGUGCAAUUAAGCUUAAGUCAAAUGGCCCUACUCCAGUCCACACACAAAGCAAUAUACCAGUGUGUCCAAAGCAGCAAAGAAUAGUGCAGAGUCAUCUAGAACCUGACAGAGGUACUGUAAGGCAGUUGUUUAAACAAAGGUUUGAGGAAACUGCAGCAUUGCAAAAGGAUAUCUGUGUUAAAUGCGUUAUUGCAAACCCAAUGGUAAAAGCUUCACUACAAAACAGCACAGUAAACGUGGUAAAAUUGCAAGAUAUAGGAUCAACUGAUAUGAACACAAAGAAAAUACUUCCUGAGGAAAGAUUGGGAACUCAGAGUGCUAAAAGAGACAUAAAAGUAUUAUCUCAGAAAAAUAUAGGUGAUGGAAUAAAGAGAGACUGGUGCGCUGAUGAGUUUGAACAGAAAGAGGAAGCAAAGCGGAACAAAACAGAAAGUGAGCUCUGGUGGGAAAAAAUUAAUGAGGUAGAAUCACCAACUUAUGCGCAGUUCCCUACUGAGCAGCUUGAAGAGUUGGUUGAGCAAAUACUUUGUGUACCUUCUCCCAGUUCUUCAGAAGUGGAUGUCGGUGGUAAAAGCCCAGUUCCCACUAACUAUGUAGGUGUGUGGCCUGAUCCAUCUUCAGAGUCAGACACAGAGGUUGAUAUUUUGUAAUUAAAAACAACACUGUAAAAUCAUACAGUUGUAUUUCAACUUAUCUUGCCAAUAUUUCCUUAAUUUAUAAUAGAAACAUCUUGACAAUACCAAUAGCAUACUAGGAUGUGUACCUGUUCAUUAAACCAGUCAUUUUGCCUCUUAAUUAAUGCUGGUGUACAAGUCAAAAUUCCUCUUUGGGGGGAAAAAAAUGAGAGGUUUAAAUUUUCUUUUCUGUGAAUGUAUGCUUUAGUUUAGUACACCUUUAAUACACCUGUCCAAAUGCAGGACACAACUAACUAGGUAUUUAUUUUACCUUUUGUACAACCUAGACAAGAUGCCUAAAUAACUGAAAUGGUAUCUAUAACAGUCUGUACCAACGGGCAUUAUUAUAUGCAUUUGCUGUGUUAUAAAUAAAAAUCUAUUGCAUGGAAAA